Messenger RNA from Neospora caninum, 4863 nucleotides. RefSeq names its product putative retinitis pigmentosa 1-like 1 protein. The record is from RefSeq and is a predicted model, not a curated record. Bases 1 to 4863 code for a protein of 1620 amino acids. The transcript is spliced from 2 exons. NCBI's taxonomy places the organism in Eukaryota, Apicomplexa, Conoidasida, Eucoccidiorida, Sarcocystidae.
AUGGAUCUAACGGGCACUCUUCAGGGGCCGGAUCGCACUCCGUCAGGCGCCCCGCAGUCGACCGCCCACUUGGCGGGGUUUGCGGGCCUCAACCCUGCCAUCGACAGAGAGGCGUGGGGCCCUUUCGCUCCGCAGUUCGCCCAGCAGUCCCUGCUGUCUCCGUUUCCUUUCGGAGAUGGAGACCCUAGCCACCGAGACGCGCUCUCUGCCGCGCCCCCAGAGGCCCAGCGUGCCCGUGCAGGUCCCCCCAGCGGGGCAAACAGUCACCUCAUGCCCCUGCGGGAACAUCCCAGCCACGCAUGCAGAGACGGCCUUCCGAUCUCAGUCGAGGGCCUCGGCUUCACACACCGCGCGACUCGAGGCUUCCCCUUCUUCCCCAACGCUCAAACGCACGCCGGCGCUCCGAACGGUUCGUCCGUCUGCGCGUUCCCCGGCGGCGGGGGAGACGCCGGAGCGGGGUGGGGCGGCGACGGCAGCUCCGGAAGUUCCCUCUCCCUUCCUGGAUGCUCUGUCUCUUCUUCUCUCCAGCAACAGCGACUGCUUCAACAGAGGCAGCGAGCAGCGGCGUUCGCAGCGAUGCACGAGGCGACUUCGACUCUGACUGGGGUCAGUCGAGAACGAGACGGGGUUUCUUCUCUUUCUUCUCGUCCUUCUCACGCUUCCUUUGGGUUUUUGGAGCCUUCGCUGCGUCCCGAUGCCUGCGCUGAGAUGGGGCCUGGUCUCUUUUUCCCGGAGACGACGCGCGGCGAAGAGAACAGCACGCAGGAGGGCCUUGGGGCGAAGCAGGCGGAACGUUUGCCAGGGCGCGAGGGCGAAGACGGAAGGCGAGACGGCGGCCGCUCGUUGAGAGGAGGCGGGAGAGGGAGGAAACGGGGCGACGGAGAGAGCAAACCGCGAGGAAGAGCGGCAAAAGGAAAAAGCUCGGCCCCGUCUUCAAAUCCCGUCGUUGACUUGUCAGGUGGCGUCUCUUUUCCUCAGGCUCAGCCUCUAGACAGCGCAGGUGUCCAGGCACAGUUUGAGGAGGCGAGAGGGGGGGAUUUUCCGGGUCUCACAAGUCUCGUCCACGAGGGUGAGGGGUCUGAGGACGCGCGCGAGCGCCUCGUCGCCGGUUGCCCCGCGUCCUUCGGUCCAGCCGCUCGCCGGGCUCCUUGCCGAAGAGACAAAGAAGGUGGAGAAGAGACGAGAGAAGAAGGAAACGUGUUGCCUCCGGGUGUCUCGAGCCAGGACGCCUUGCGGGCUCCUCUCGCUCCCGUCGUUUCCGCGGGUUCUGCCGCUGAGAAGGAAGGCAGUCACCCGAUUGGAGACACUUCUUUGCUAGGCGGAGUUCCAGCGACUUUGCUCGAUAGAAGCCACGGGGAGCGCGGCUCUGGCCAGAGCUGGUCUCGGCCAGAGGCCGACGAUUUGGCCGCGCGCCGGGGAGCAAGAGACAGCUCUCGCAGGGGUUCUGUAGACUCAACGGUGAACCCUGCAGAGUGGUGUUCCCUUAUUCCCGCGGACAUCUAUAACGCGUCCUUUUCGCUGCCGGAAUCGAGUUCAACUGCGUCGACGCCGCAGCUCCGCCCCGCGCUUCCUCCAGACUCUGCAAACCGAGAAGAGGCGCCCAGCGCAGAGAGUGCGUCGUCGCAUCUUCUCCCUCUCUCGCUUCCGCCCUCGUCUUCCUCUUCUUCCUCUUCCUCUUUGUGUUCUUCUGCUCCUGCCUCGUGGGCGGGAGUGCACUGGUCGCCGUCUUUGCGGUCGGGGUUUUCGCCGAGUGAAGAGGCGGCGGCUCUCCAAGCUGUUCUGGCUGCCUGUGCAGAAGGCCGCAUGAAAGGAGGCCCUCGCGCGUGCGCCCGGCCGCCUUCAGCUGUCUCGUUUUCUCGGGGGAUCCCUGCGUGUCUCGGUGCGUCCCGAACGCUGGCAACCUUCUUCGAGCACAUCCUGGCAAUCGACAGUUCGCCCUUUCCUCAGAGCACGGCGGGGAAACCCCCCGGCCUGCCAUCCCUGAACCCUGUGCAGCGUCUUGAGGCGCUCCAGAGGCUCUUCUGCUCUCUGGAGGCGGCUCUGCAUGUUCACCAGGCGCUGCGGCUCGACGCGGGCAUGCGGAUAGGCGGCGAUUUCAAUCUCGAGCACGUGGACCGAAUCGCGUCCUCUUCCUCCUCCGCGGGGCCUGAGAAUCGCUCUCCGCCGGUCGAAGCGGAGAGCGCGCUUUCGGGCUCCGCGACCGCGGUCGAGAGAGGACGCGGGCGGCGAGGGCAAGCAUGCGACGAGGUGUGGGGUGGCGAGGGCGGCGAGAGACUCCUAGGGGUAUGGCAAGGGGGGAUUUCUCCGCUGAAUCUGCCGAUUUUCUUGAGAGUUCGACAGGAACAGUAUCUGCAGCAAAUGAGAGAGUGGAGCUCUGCCUUUCCAGCGCCUUUCGAUGAGGCGGAGACCGUCUUCCAGCCAGGGUUGCUGCACAGCGGAGAACGGGACGAAGGUGGAGACGACGAGGCACGCAACCGGAAGAAGAGGCCCGAACUCGCUACAAGCCUCGCGACUCUUUUGCCAUCAGCGUCGUUCGUCGUGGACACGCCUUCUCUGCCGAAGGAAGAGAGAAAAGCUUCCGCCAUCAUUCGCGGGGAGGCGUCGACUCCGGCUAGGGGGCGUGCACUUCGAGAUGGAGAUGACCCGAAGCGCCGCGAGGGACGAGAAGUUGCGCGUGGCGAACUUGAGUCGGAGACGCUGUCUGCAGCUUCAAGGCGGCCACUCGGACUGGUCCAGAAUAUGGGUUUGGGCAUGGAUGAAGUGAAGCGGGAGAAAGAUCAUCUUGAGGAGGGCGACGCCGAGCAGGGACAGCGUCUUGCUCAGUUGUUUCCGGGGGAAGUAAAGGGUGUGGAAGGUCGCGGAGAACGAGACGGGGAGGUCGUGCGUGCCGACGAAGAUGCGUCCGGCGUGCGACGCGCCGUCUCUCGCGGGGUCCCCUGCGAGAUGCGAUUUGAUGGGCAGGAGACGGGGACGGUGAAGACUGAAGAGAAGGGAGAGGGCGAUAUGGAGAGAGUGCGAGAAAUGAAGAAGGACGAGAAGGGGAAGAAGCAACGGCAGAUGUCUGCAGACUCCGACGGGGGAGAGGUGGAAGACAGGAGGAAGUCAGGAAGAGGCGGACGGCGAGCGAUGAAACCCGGUGGAAACGCGGCGUCGGAGUGCGAUUUUCGUCCGGAAGAGGCAGACGAGGAAUACGACGAGGUCAAGCCGAAACGGAAGUCAAGACAGAGAGCAGGACGCCUCGAGCCGCUCGCUCCCGCGCCGUCCUCCCACGCCCCUCAGGCGCUCCUAGAUCCUGCGUCUCCGUCGCCCUCGAGCAGUCGUCUCUCGUCUUGUGGGCCCUCGGCGUCUCUCGGGGCGAAGCGGUCACGCGGCGAAGACAAGAAGAGGGUGAAGUCGCUGGAUGCCUCAGCUGUCGACUCCCGAAAACGAGAGAAGCUCUCCGCGUCUGUCGACGGCGCUGUCUCACGCCGAGGAGACGAGAGGGCGGGCCCUCCCUCGAGUGCGCCCCCACUGCUCGACUCCAGCACGCCUCGAAUUCCCAGGAAGAAAGCCAGACUGCUGGAGACCUUGGAGGAAGAAAGCAUCCAGGCGGAGCGGGCUGCCUCGCUCGCGACGCGGGGUAAAGCGCGCGGGCCUUCGGGGGCGAUCCAGACUGGUGCGGAAGACGAGGGCGGGUUGGGGAAGAAGGACAGUCGUCCCGGUCUUGAGGAGAUCGAUCCGUGGCUUCUGCAGCCUUCGUCGCCGCCUCAGAAAGGUCAAGAGGCUUCAGCGAGUGCACACCGGGCACAGCUCCCUCAGCCGCAGCCUCCUCCGCCUCCAGACUUUCCGCCCUUCUCACUGGCCGCUUUCCCUUCGUCGCGCUUCAACCCUCGCCAGGCGCCGGGACCUGCGUUCCCUUCCGACCGCGAGGGCAGCACGGCGCGGUGGGGCGAUAGAGCCCAACGGGCCGGUAGGCCCGGGGACCCAGUCUCCGCGGAGACGGGCUGUGGGGCGCCGUCGGGAGCGGGGUACGCGAAGCGGAAAGCGGUGGGCCCUCGCCCCAAGGGCUACGGCCAGCAGAGAUCGCCUGGGUUUCUUCCCCGCGAAGGCGAGAAUCGGGCGGCAGGCGAGGGGCGAGAGCCCGGACACUUUGGCGGCGGCAACAUGGUCAGAGCGCCUUUCUGGUCGCGUCCCGGCGGGGCGCCGAAUCCCCCCGCAGAGGGAGGCAAGAGUUCCCAGACAGUACGAGGCCAACCCCGCAUGCGCAUGCCGGCGGGCCUUCCCGUCAGGGGCCAACCCACCAGCGACAAUGGAGGCGCGAUUCCCCCGCCGCCUCCGAUGCCUCCACCGGACAGCCAUCGAGGCCAAGGGCGGAACCCUCAGCCCCACAUCCCGCCGGCUCCUUGCUCUUUCUUUUCUCUCCCUGUCGAGGGACACCCGCACAGUGCCGACCCGAGGCGACACUCCGGCUACCUCCCGCCUUCCUUUCCGUUGCGAGCGGGCAGAGGGGGCGAGGCGAGGGGCCCAGACAGCGCGGCGAUGGAGAACGAACUCGCGAAGGAGAGAACGCCCUUAUACGGGACGGCGACCGGGAACGCCUUCCAACCAGAAACUCACCACGUCGGCUACCACGGCUGCGUCGCCGCGGGCGCCGCGAGGGGCGGUUUGGGGGGAGGAGCCGACGCGGACGAAGAGGAAGAGGAAGGCCAGGUUUCUGACGGGAGUGGAGGCGAGAGAGGAGAGGCCGACGGGCCCAUUCUUGCGGGAAUCGAACCGGGAAGCGGCGAUGGCGCAGCAGGUGCCCGAGGGCAUUUGGGGUAUCGUGGGGCGCGAGAAGGCAGACAAGUGCAAGACGAGAAAGAAGAAGGGGAAGAAGAAGACUGA